Molecule: messenger RNA, 1497 nt
Organism: Benincasa hispida (wax gourd)
Lineage: Eukaryota; Viridiplantae; Streptophyta; Magnoliopsida; Cucurbitales; Cucurbitaceae
Product: homeobox-leucine zipper protein HAT14-like
Biological process (GO): regulation of DNA-templated transcription
Molecular function (GO): sequence-specific DNA binding; DNA-binding transcription factor activity, RNA polymerase II-specific
Source: RefSeq, a predicted model, not a curated record
UGACUCAUCGUAUCAGAAUUUCUACUCCUUUUUAUCCGCAGUCCUCUCCACUCCGAACUCGCCGUUCACUCUAUUUCCUUUUUUUCUGUCUCAGCGCCGCCGCACCGAUGGAGCUUGGCCUGAGCUUGGGCGACGCCCCCAAGCCCUUCCGCUUCGUCGAGAAGCAACCGCAAGUACCGCCGCCGCAGCGAGGUCAUUCCCGGCCAGAUUUAGGGUUCUGUGUCGACUUAUCGAUUGGCCGUCCCGUCGCCGGAGAGAAAGAAGGCGACGAAGACAAACUUAAUCAGAGAGAAGAUGAAUCCGACGGUAAUGAAGAUCCACCGAUUCAACUCGAUCUUCUCCCUCAUAAUCCCGUUCCUCGAAACCUUACUAACCCGUACCAAGGAUUCCCAUGGCCAUCGUCCGAAAACGAUGAAGGUGAAGACCGAACCGCAUCGCCGAACAGCGCAGCGUCGUCGUUUCAGAUGGAAUUUGGGCUGUACGGAGGUGGAGGAAACAUUUCUUGCCGGAGAGAUCAAAUGGAAAAUGGCGUAACGAACGAAGUAGGUGAAUCUGAAAGAGCGUCUUCAAGAGCUAGCGAUGAAGACGAAAAUGGCUGUACAAGGAAGAAACUCAGACUCUCUAAAGAACAAUCCGCUUUUCUUGAAGAAAGCUUCAAAGAACACAAUACCUUAAACCCUAAACAGAAGCUAGCACUGGCUAAGCAACUGAAUCUUCGUCCUCGCCAAGUAGAAGUUUGGUUCCAAAACAGGAGAGCUAGGACGAAAUUGAAGCAAACGGAAGUGGAUUGUGAGUAUUUGAAAAGAUGUUGUGAGACAUUAACAGAAGAGAACAGACGGCUUCAAAAAGAGCUUCAAGAAUUAAGAGCUUUGAAAACAACAAACUCAUUCUACAUGCAAUUACCAGCUACAACACUCACCAUGUGUCCAUCUUGUGAAAGAGUAACCUCAACUUCCGCCGCUUCCACCGCCGUCUCCGCCGUCGCCGCCGGUGGAAACAAAUCGACAGAGGGAGUUACAAAACGAUCCGGGUUCGCCAUUGCUGGUCGACCGAGUUCUUCAUCUUUCCCAUUUUCUGCUAAAACGCAGUCCCACCAGUCAACAGCUUCAUGAUAACGAGAUGGGUUUAGGCGAAUCAUGAUGGUGGUCCCUUUUGUACAUAAACCCUUUUCCUAAAAGCAAAAGAGGAGAAAAAAAAGGAAAAUCAGUAGAAUCCGAGAAAAAGAAGAAGAAAAGAAAAAACAGGUUAUUAUUAUCAUUAUCAUCAUCAUCAUCAUCACGUUUCUCUUUCUCAUCUCCCUCUUCUUGGAGCAGUUUCUUCACCAUUUUGGGGAUUGUUUGUUCUUAUGAGAUUUGUUUAUCUUAGAUUUUUUUUUAUAAAAAAAAAUUAAUUUUUUUCUUCAUUCCCCCUGGAAUUUCUUUCUGAUAUAUUGUGAAGAAAGAAACCUAAGAAAAGAAUUCUUAUAUACAAUCAUUAGUGACUUGUGUUCUUGAUUUA